AUGGAGCCGGCCUCUGCCACUUCCUCGCCCUCGCCCUCGGCACCCUGCGCGGCGCGGGCGGCGGGCGAAGAGUUCCUGGCGCGGCUGCGGCUGUCAGUGCCGCUGGCAGCGGAGAGCCGACGCGAGUGGUGCUGUGGGAGGUGGGGGGCGCUCUACUGCUGCCUCUGCCUCAGGCGCCUCACGAGCGCCCCGGAACCACAGGACCUGGGCCUGCCGGUGCUCAUCCUCCGGCAUCCCAAGGAGACACCGCCCAAGAGCUCGGCCGCCCCCCUGCCGCUGCUCUCCCAGGACAUCACGGUGCACGAGUGGGCCGGUGACACACCUUUGCCAUGUGCAGACCCCACACCCGGCACCUGGCUGGUCUUCCCCCGCAAGGACGCCUCCGAUGCGGAGGAGGUGGACUGGGGCUCGGUGAAGGGCCUGGUGCUGGUGGACAGCCGCUGGAAGCACGCCAAGGCGAUGGCGGAUCACCCUGUGUUGGCGCAGCUGCCCGCGAUGAAGCUGGGUGGAGGCUCUAGCUGCUUCUGGCGCACUGCCACGGAGAAGUUGGCCAUCCCGGGCCUUCUGUCCACGGCGGAGUGUGUGCACCAGCUGCUGCUGCUGCGCGCCGCGCGCCUGAGCCUGCCCAACGCGGGGCGUUUGGACGACCUCUUGUACUUCUUUGCCCUGCGCCUGCGCUUGGUGCUUGAGGAGUACGGCAGCGAUGUUGCGCGCUGCUGCCCCUGGUGCACGGAGACCUCGCGCCGCGCCGCCGUGCACCGAGGCAACGACCGGCAAAAGGCGAAGAGCCAAGAGCUCUUCAACCGCCUGCUUGGGAAGUUGUCACAGUAG
Messenger RNA from Effrenium voratum, 831 nucleotides. NCBI's taxonomy places the organism in Eukaryota, Dinophyceae, Suessiales, Symbiodiniaceae. The record is from the annotation of a GenBank genome assembly.